AACCAUGAAGAGGUUAACCACGUUCAUUGUUCAUGCACAGGAUUCAGCCGUACCGUGAGCUUGCAAGUAAACAUGGCUACUAAACAACGACAGAUCAGAAAGAAACGAGCAAUAAAAAACUGUAUAAAAUUUUGAAAGCGCAGCUUCAUGCCUUUAUAUUAUUGCGCCCGCAAAGGUGUCAUUUACAAUUAUUUACUCCAUACGAAUAAUGAGCAUACCUCGGUUGCACUGAUUAUCUAUUUAUAUACCCCAACCAUAAUUAUGGUUGUAGUCGACGCCCAUCACCUCAAACUCUCUCUUCUGCCUUUCCUUGUACUGUUCUCGCUGUGUUGUUUGAGGUUUUGACAAGUUAUUGGGAGGGUUUUGUGUGUAGCAAAUGGCCAUGGCUAAGUUUGUUGCUGUGUUGCUCUUUGCCCUCAUUGCAAUCUCCUUUCUACAAACCAUGGUAAUGGCGUCUGAUGGGCAUGGAGGUCAGCACUAUAACAAUAGAAACAAAUAUGGCCCAGGGAGUCUCAAGAGCUACCAAUGCCCGUCGCAAUGCACGAGAAGGUGCGGCAGAACCCAAUACCACAAGCCCUGCAUGUUCUUCUGUCAGAAGUGCUGCGCAAAGUGCCUGUGCGUGCCCCCCGGCUAUUAUGGCAAUAAAGCUGUGUGCCCUUGCUACAACAACUGGAAGACCAAGGAAGGUGGCCCCAAGUGCCCUUAGAAUUCAACCCAUCUCUCGAGGAAUCUCUCAACUCUCGCUCCCGCCCUUUUCACUGCAACUUUACUGCUAGCUCUAUCUAAUUAUCUAAUUAUAUAUGUCUGUGGUUCUUUUGAGAUGGGAAAUGUAAUGUUUUGUUGGGUCGAAAGACUUCAAAGAGACACUGCUGUAUCAAUCAGUCACAGUCACUCCUUAGGAGUUUUGCCGAAAUGAAUAAUGAGUGAGGCUAAUCUAUACAGUAAACGUGAAA
Molecule: messenger RNA, 953 nt
Organism: Carya illinoinensis
Lineage: Eukaryota; Viridiplantae; Streptophyta; Magnoliopsida; Fagales; Juglandaceae
Product: gibberellin-regulated protein 6-like
Exons: 4
Coding region: 377-706 (109 amino acids)
Source: RefSeq, a predicted model, not a curated record